This is a messenger RNA of Triplophysa dalaica, 2246 nucleotides long. It is a transcript of the gene cmklr1, whose product is annotated as chemokine-like receptor 1. Gene Ontology annotation, cellular component: plasma membrane. The transcript is spliced from 2 exons. The record is from RefSeq and is a predicted model, not a curated record. Bases 99 to 1154 code for a protein of 351 amino acids. Gene Ontology annotation, molecular function: G protein-coupled receptor activity; complement receptor activity. Gene Ontology annotation, biological process: positive regulation of cytosolic calcium ion concentration; chemotaxis; positive regulation of macrophage chemotaxis. NCBI's taxonomy places the organism in Eukaryota, Metazoa, Chordata, Actinopteri, Cypriniformes, Nemacheilidae.
CACUAAUACAAAAGCUCAAAGUUAUCAGAUGAGAGAUCAGUAUUGGCACGGUUAUGCUUGAGACACUGAGGAAUUCAAGGACAUCAACGUGAUUUGCAAUGGAGUCAGCAGAUUUUGUGUUUAAUAGUUAUGACGAAAACAGUUACGAAAACAGCUUCUACAAUAAUUCGGAAACUAUAGGUGAGGAGGUUUCUUUUGUCGUCCCCACCACCAAAUGUUUCACUCAGGUUAUGUGCCUGUUUUUGCUGGUGGUCAACGUGAUCGUCUUUUUGCUGGGCAUCGGAGGAAAUGGCGUGGUUAUCUGGAUUGCGGGUUUCGCCAUGAAGAAGUCAGUCAAUACUACCUGGUACCUGAGUUUGGCUGUGUCUGACUUUAUAUUUUGCUCCUGUUUGCCUUUCAACAUCGUCUACAGUGUAAUGCCCGACUGGAUCUUCGGUCUCUUCAUGUGUAAGUUCACGUCCUUUGUCAUGUUCCUCAAUAUGUUCAGCAGUAUCUUCCUCCUCGUCAUCAUGAGCGCUGAUCGAUGUGUAUCUGUCAUGUUUCCGGUCUGGGCCCAGAAUCAUCGCACUAUCGGAAAAGCAUUGCUUAUGAUUGUGCUUGCGUGGGUUGUCUCCGCAGCCCUAAGCAUUCCUUCGAUGGUAUACCGUGACGUCCAGAAUCACUUAGGGACAAACCGCUGUAUGAACACCUACACAUCCCCGUACACUCACGAAACCAUCGCUUUGAGUCGCUUUAUUUUUGGAUUUGUGAUUCCGUUUCUGCUCAUCAUCGUCUCUUACACCAUCAUCAUUUGUAGACUCAGAGCUUCGCACAUGACAAAAUCCAGCAAACCGUUUAAAAUUAUGACGGUUCUCAUCCUCACCUUCUUCCUGUGCUGGUUGCCAUACCACACGUUUGUGCUCAUUGAACUUUACCACAGCUCUAAUUUGAAUGAGGUCGUAACUCACGGCCUGAGAAUUGGAACCACCGUAGCAACAGCCAACAGCUUUCUGAACCCUGUUUUGUAUGCUUUCAUGGGAAAUGACUUCAGAAAGAAUUUCAAGAGCUCCAUUUUGUCAAAGAUUGAGAAUGCCAUUGGUGAGGAGGGACGGACAAUGAGUCGAUACCUAUCUCGCUCAAGCUCGGUAGAUGCCAGAGCAUCCACUCAUAUCUAAAGUAUGACUGAUACUGUACAUGCACAUAAUUCACAUUAGAAAGUACAGUAGGGAUGCACAGUAAAUUAUCGGCCAUAUCGAUAUCGGCCAAUAAAUGUAAAUUUUUAAUGUUAUCGGUAUGGGCCUAAUAAUAAAACCAGGCCGAUAAAUUAUGAAUCCUUUCCUCUGUUCCUCUUUUAGGUGCACACUGCUCACAGUGCUGUUUUUCUGUCAUGAUCAUUCACUUACUGCUAUUAGCAAAACAUUGCUGAUGUAGGUACAGUGUGUAGAUAUUUAUGAAUAUGUCAAUUAUAGGAAUUCUAAUUGCAUAUUGUUUGAAGCCGAUUGCUGUCCGAAUGCUUUCUUUCUUAAAACCUGAUAGACUUGUGGCUAUUGAGAAGACUUUCUGGUUUGCUAUAGAAGAACAUCUGAUUUGUUUAUUUAAAAAAAUAUACCAGAAAAGUUUAAAAGUUAAAGCAUCUUUAACUAGUGUAAAGUAGACUUGGUACAUGAUUUUCAGGGGAAAAAAGAGAACGAAUGGUUACCUUGUUUCCUGCAGUGAAUAUAUUAAAUAUUAGCGGUUGCCCACUUUUUGCCUUUUGUUUUAGUCUCAGAAAAUGUUAUAGUAAUAUUUAGAUACUGUAUAUCUGCCAAAAUAUUAUCGGCUUCAAUGUUAAAGAAUUAUCAGUGUAGGCCAAAAUUUACAUCCCUAAAGUAUAGCAUUAUAUUUUGAAUGAUUUAAAGAAAUAAAUUCUCAUUAUGUUUAAUUCAAAUGAAUUGCUCAUGUAUGGUGGACUGUUUACCUCAGUACUGUAAAAAUGUUUUCAUGUGUUAAUUACAUGACAAUAUCUGUGUCCAUUGAAUUAUUAAUAAUUUCAGCAGUUUUUGUGGGUUGAAAGAGUUCUGAGUUUCAACUCUAUUGUUAAAUUCAUAAAAUGUUAAUAAAAGGUGCAAUGAAUAUGCCAGCAGUCUGUACCUUUGGCACCACAUUGAUUCUACUUAAUAUUUGAAAGCAUUUGCCUUAACAAAACCAUAUGUGUACAGUUUAUGGUUAUAAUUAACAUUUUGUGAAACUGAAGCAUUUAUGGUUGGUAAUAAACUUUUUUUCUUUGA